AUGCUUCUUUUUGGUGUCCUUCAGUGCGUUUCUCGUUCCACAGUAUCUCCUGAAACUGUGACCUUCAAGGACGUGGCUGUGGUCUUCACCGAGGAAGAGCUGGCGCCAUUGGACUCCACCCAGAUAAACAUGUGCCAAGAUGUGAUGCGGGAGAACUUCAGGAACCUGGUCUCUGUGGGAGACAGGAUUAAAAACAACAUCUCGAACCUUCAGGAAAAAGGGUUGAGUUACCUCUCACCAGAAGUGCUCUACUUUUGGCAGAUUGGGAAACGAAGGAUCAGUGAAUUGAGUGUGAGUCAGGACUAUGUCAUGAAUCUUCAAGGAGAUUGUCCCCGAUAUUUAGAAGGAGAUGUUUCCCUCUGUGAAGAGUGAGCAGGAGUGUCUGAAAAUGAAAGCUAUGUAAUAAGUGCCAUUAAUUGAGAAAAUCAAGACAUCACAGCUUGGAAAGGCCUGACACAGGUCCUUACCCUAGAAUCUUGGAAGAAAGCCAACAUAAUGACUGAGCCUGAGAAUUCUCAGGGAAAGUACAAGAGAAUCCAUAUGGAAGAGAAAUUGGAUGGAUGUGCUCAGUGUGAUGGCAGCUUCUUUCAGACCUCACGUGAUUGGAAUGAUUUCCGAAAAGGAGAGGAACCUUACAGAUAUACUGGCUGUGGGAAACACUUGGUUAUGAAGUCAACAGUCCAGCACAGUCACGUGGUCUAUGCAGUGCGGCAACCUUCCAGGUGUAAUAACUAUAGAAUGGGUUUCGUAGAUGAUGCAAGCGCUCAGCGCUCACACAGGAGAAAAAAAUCUUAUAAAUAUGACCAGCGUGGAAAGGACUUUAGUCAGAGCUCAGGACUUACUGUUCACUAUAACACCCAUUCAGGGGAGAAAACUUGUGAGGGUCAGGAGCGGGCUAAGGGCUGCAAACAGAGCCCAGACCUUGCCAGGAAUCAGAAAGGCCCCUUGGGAGACAAACCCUAUAAAGGCAUCGAAUGUGGCAAGCGCAGUUCCUCUCUUCACAACCAUCACCGAGUCCACACGGGGGAGAUGCCCUACACAUGUGACGUGUGUGGGAAGGGGAUCGGAUUCAGGUUGCUUCUGUGUAUCCACCAGGGAGUCCACACAGGGAAAAGGCCCUAUAUAGGCACAGAGUGUGGGAAGGGCUUCGAUCGGAGCUCCAGACUUCUUAUCCAUCAGAGGGUCCACACUGGAGAGGACUACAAAUGCAGCAAGUGCAGCCAGUGCUUCGGCUCAAGCUCCGUCCUGCAAGUCCACUGGAGGGCGCGUGGUGGGGAGAAGUCUCAUAGGUGUGGCAAGUGUGGAAAGGGCUUCAGCCAAAGCACACACCUGCACAUUCACCAGAUCCGCACGGGGGAGAAACCCUACAAAUACGACGUGUGCAGGAAGGCUUUCGCCUACAGCUCGUUUCUGCACACUCACCGGAGAGUUCACACGGGAGAAAAGCCUUACACGUGCCAAGUGUGCGGUAAGGGCUUCAGUUACAGCUCCUAUGUUCAGUUACAUCAGAGAGAUCACACCCGAGAGAAACCGCAUAAACGGGAUGAGUGUGGGAAGGGCUUCAUUCGGAACGCCGAUCUUCACGUUCAUCUCAGAGUCCGCACAGGAGGGAGGCCCUGUAAGUAUAAAGAAUGCAGGAAGGGCUUCCGUCGUAACUCUUAUCCUCUUGCCCGUCAGGCAGCACAUAGGGAUGAGGUGGACCAUGCAUGUCAUGAGCACGGCAAGGCUCCGGAAAUAUGCAGCUCAGACCUUCUUACUCAGCCAAGACUGCACAAGAGAACAGAAACAUUAUACGUGUAG
Molecule: messenger RNA, 1800 nt
Organism: Kogia breviceps (pygmy sperm whale)
Lineage: Eukaryota; Metazoa; Chordata; Mammalia; Artiodactyla; Physeteridae
Source: RefSeq, a predicted model, not a curated record